AUGGAUCAGCUCGUUGCCGAACUGGUGGACCAUCUCUGUCUGUUCUUGGAUCAAAACUCCCUGUGCUCGUUCCGCCUGACUUGCAAGGCAUUUGGUGCCAUUGCCGAGGAGCAUCUCUUCCGUGACUUCGAGUUUCGUCUCUUCCCCAGUCAUCAUAGACUUUACCAGCUGGAGCAACUGGCAGCUACACCCUCGAUAGCCUCCCGCCUACGUUGUGUCUCUUUCGAAUCUGGUAUCCAGCUGGAAUACGCCGACUAUCGGUACUGGCAGGCCGAAGUGUAUCACGACAAGCAGAGAGCCUGGGAGCGAAGCCUUGUUGGUGCCACCAGGGACGAUUACACGCAGUUUCAUGAACGUCUUCAAGCCAGGUUCACCACGGACCUAGCUCGUCGUUACGAUCUGUACCGCUGGCAUCUCGAUCAACAAGCAGCAUCCAUGGCUGAACCCCGUGUGAGAAAUGUCCUCAUGCGGGUAAUCGGCAUGCUCGGGGAGUCAAACUCGGCCCUGCGAUUCAAGCUGAUCAUGGCCGAGCCUCAAAUCCGGUUGGAAGAGCUCGAAGCGUUCGAUCCUGAACAGUACGCAAACGACAAACCCUAUGAUCCCGAUCCGCGGCGCAGAGUUGCAAAUCGUCGCCAACACUGCCUGGAUCACUUUGUCAAUUUCCUCCAGGCCGCGAAGCUUUCGGGAUGUGAAGUGGCUGACCUCACUGCAAUCGACAUCCCCCAGCAACUUCUUGCCGUGGGUCCUCUUCAUGGAUCCCAUGUGCUGGAAGAAACCUUUCAGGGUCUGAAGAAACUCCGCAUGAAAAUCAGUUCCUUCCCCCAUAGUGACUGGCUUUCUCGUAGUGGAACUGGACAAAUCUAUUUUGGCGGGAGGAAUGUGGCUGCAAAAAGCCUCAGGGUGUUGUUGAACCAAACCUCGCAGCUGGAGCACUUGGACUUGGAAUUCCCAGCUGGACUCGAGGCCGAGUAUUCGUUUGAUCUUUUUGAUAGGACCAACAUCGACCGCUUCCCUCGGUUGUGGCUCCCACAUCUCAAGUCUCUGACACUCAGUCUUUUCAGGUGUACUUGGACAGACUUGAAAGCUUUUUUGGACGAGGGCAGGAAUCUUGACUCAUUGGUGAUGAAGGAUUGUCGACUUGAGACAGGGUCAUUGAUAGAUUUGCUCGAGUAUCUGCGCCGGAGACAUCUUGGGAAGGUUCAGCUUCUUGGAAGCUGGUAUGUCGAUGAGGACUGCGGUGAAUGGCACUCGCACAGUGAGGAGGAUUUCACAAGUUGCUUUGCGACGAACUCAUACGAGGGCCCCUAUGCUCAUUCAGGAAUGCGGUCGAGGAUAGAAGAGUUCAUCACUGGCAAAGGAGAGUGUCCCUUGCCACGGUGGACAACAGAAGAUGACCCUCCUCGACUGUGGGAAAUCGAUUCGGAUACGAGCUGGCACUUUAUUCCGGGACAGCCUCAUCGCUAG
This is a messenger RNA of Fonsecaea nubica, 1464 nucleotides long. RefSeq lists its product as hypothetical. The transcript is spliced from 2 exons. The record is from RefSeq and is a predicted model, not a curated record. The coding region runs from base 1 to 1464 and encodes 487 amino acids. NCBI's taxonomy places the organism in Eukaryota, Fungi, Ascomycota, Eurotiomycetes, Chaetothyriales, Herpotrichiellaceae. Gene Ontology annotation, molecular function: protein binding.